This is a messenger RNA of Lonchura striata (white-rumped munia), 1376 nucleotides long. Lineage: Eukaryota; Metazoa; Chordata; Aves; Passeriformes; Estrildidae. The record is from RefSeq and is a predicted model, not a curated record.
CUCUACAAUUUUGGACAAGUAGCUUAAUUCCUCUGCUGAUGAUAAUCCUGCAUUUCUACAUGCUUCAAUCAAAAUACCUGCCAAGGUAUUUUUAUUAGUAUCAAUUAAUAUCUGCCAAGUGUUGCAUUAAAUACUACUUUAUUUAAUUUCCAGAGUAAAAGAAUCUGUCAUUGCUCAGUUAAUUAAAAAUGUUUUCUUCAUAUGAUGUCAGGGUCCUGGAAGACAAACUUGGGUGGAAUGUAUACGUGCUUAAUAUUUAUUCCAAGGAGUCUGACAGAAAUUCAAGGAGCAGCACUGAUGAAACCCAAGUAGACAUCAUUGCUUUUGAUGAGGCCCACCAGGAAGUACCUGCAGAAGAUGUAAAAAGAAAACUGAGGGAGCAGCAGGCAGACCUUGAGCUGGGGCUGGAGGAGGUGUUCUCAGCACCUGUCAGCGCUGCCGUCGGGGAGGCUGCGGCGGCCCCAGCGUCCCCAGAGCUCGUGGCCACCAUCGUGCUCGGGGCGCUGCUCGCCGGCACCUUCGUCGCCUUCCUGGCCUAUGUUCUGCUGGAUCUGAAAAGGAAGAGAAAGUAUGGGAAACAGGAUUUGAUUAAGAAAGUUGAAAUUAUGGAGGGCAUUGAUAGCCCAUGGGCAGAUGACAAAAAUGGAAGUCUGAAAAGCUUAGAGAAACCAGAGCACAUGAAUAAUGGGAGAACUGAGAUGAUAUCAUUUGACAACCUGGAAGGCACCAGAGGAGAUGAUGCUGAAAAAGAUGAAAUUCAGGCCCCUGAAAAAGACAAUUACCUGGAGACAGUACUGCUGGAUUACAAGGGUGAAAGUGAGCAAAAUGGAACACCUGAAAAAGCUCCUGAAAGUAGAAAUGUGGAGGUCCAGCUCACUGCGAGAUCCACAACAGAACAGGAUUCCUUUCCGACAGACACAAACCAGAAGCCAGCUCUUUCAUUAACACCUCAUCCCACAUUGCCUGCCCCUGAGAAAGAACUGAAAGGAGUAAAAUUUUCAGAGGUGGCAGUGAUUUUGGACACAGAACCUGAAGAUGAUGAGCCUGGAGAUGAUGAGUCUGAAGACAAUGAGUUUGGUGAUGAUCUAUCUCUCUGAUAAGAACACCCGAUGAAGAAAAUUUUUAGAAAAAGCACAAUGAGACUCAUUGGAACAGCUCAUAAUUAAAUGAGCAAUAAGAAUAUGGGAAUGUUAUCCAAAUUUUAAUUCUGCUGCUGUUUUAAGGAUGGAUAAGAAAGCCCACAAGUAAUACGCGGGAAGGGCUGCAGUGCCGUGCUGCAGGGCUGUUUCCCCAGCAGCAGCGCUGGCUCACUGUGUAUUUAAUUUCGUCUGGCACGUGUCAAAUGGGCAAGACAAUAAACCCGAUUCCAGAGGCGC